Molecule: messenger RNA, 429 nt
Organism: Talaromyces amestolkiae
Lineage: Eukaryota; Fungi; Ascomycota; Eurotiomycetes; Eurotiales; Trichocomaceae
Exons: 2
Coding region: 1-429 (142 amino acids)
Source: RefSeq, a predicted model, not a curated record
AUGUCUUCCUGCCAUGCAGAUACCCUAGCUCCUCAGCCGUGGACUGACGUCUUCACCGGAGACGGGUGUAUAGACCGGCGUUAUUGCCAUCGUACAGUGCCCAUGAAAGUGUUGGCACUGGGCGUUGGCCGCACCGGAACAGCCUCUCUCCGAGCAGCGCUUCACCGACUGGGAUAUGUUAAAACAUACCACAUGAUGUCCGCCAGCAUCGAGAAUCCACCAGACUGUCUGAUGUGGAUGGAUGCGCUGACGGCUAAAUAUGACGGCACUGGGACACCAUUCGGUCGUGAGCAAUGGGACCAGUUGUUGGGGGACUGUCAGGCUGUUUGCGACUGGCCGGCAUGCGCUUUUGCAAAGGAGCUCGUCGAAGCGUAUCCGGAUGCUAAAGUAAUUCUCACAACCAGGGAUCUCGACUCGUGGCAUGCGUGA